Molecule: messenger RNA, 2384 nt
Organism: Daldinia loculata
Lineage: Eukaryota; Fungi; Ascomycota; Sordariomycetes; Xylariales; Hypoxylaceae
Product: ferric reductase like transmembrane component-domain-containing protein
Exons: 4
Coding region: 381-2267 (628 amino acids)
Biological process (GO): intracellular iron ion homeostasis; iron ion transport; copper ion import
Cellular component (GO): plasma membrane
Molecular function (GO): ferric-chelate reductase activity
Source: RefSeq, a predicted model, not a curated record
AGCACGAUGCUUUUUACGGUAAUAAACCGCCUUUACUGCUUAAUGUAUAAAGUGUAUACUAUAUAGUGCACCUUGAGGGUGUUGAUGUUCGCUGUUCCGACGGUAUUAUAUCCAACCUGUGCUCUUCAGAGUGUUGACAUGGUUAUAUCGCCUGCUACUAAGUUUUGUGUAAGACUCUAAACUCCAUCCCGCAUAUUCGUAUGCGUAACGGUGAGCGUCAUGCCGUCACCAGUCUCAAAUGAUUCUGCAUGGAUUAGCAACCAAAACCAAAUACAAAAUGAACUAGUCGUCACAGAAGGCGCAGCGUAUUAUCGCGUCGAACUUUUAUUUUAUCCUUCAUCAGUAUUGUAGGCUCGUUUGCCUCCGGAAGGAUCACCAAGAUGACGGCAAGGUCGAUGUCCAUGCCUAUGGGCGAUAGCCCUACCUCGGAGAAUGUCACUAGCCUUCCUCUUUCUGACCCGCGGUGUAAUAGCGAUGCCUGCGAUGCUUUCGCGGCUGCCCACAAGGCUUCGCAGGCAGCGGUGUCGUACGAUCACCAGUAUGAGUAUGGACACUAUACAACUUGGUAUUACCUAGCGGCGAUUGGCGUUGCUAUGUUCGUCUAUGUCUAUCGUCUGAAUCGGAACCGUAGGGCUCGGCAAGGGGUUCCCGGGUCUGAAAGGUUGAUGCCGACUCGUAAAGUACUCGCUCUCUUCCGCGCGGUUAACUAUCGACACCUCAAAGGCCGCGUGGCAGAUUAUUUCGGAUUCCCUUCCCUCGGGGCGUUUGUCUUCAUUGCCGUGACAUCGUUGUUCCUCCUCCUAAUGACUUUCCUGGUUCACCCUUACUAUCGAGGUCGACGAGGCUAUGGCUCUCCUCCUUUGGCUGUCCGAACUGGGUUAAUGGCGCAGGCUUUGACACCCAUCAUUGUUGCCCUUGCUGGCAAGGUCAACUUUAUCACGAUGCUUACCGGUAUUAGCCAUGAGAAGCUGAAUAUUUUCCACCGUUGGAUAUCGUACAUGUGCUUAUUCUUGAGCAUUGUUCAUACGGUGCCCUUCAUCGUUCAACCCCUGAGAGAGGGUGGACCUGCCGCUCUCCGGAAACAGUACUACAAACCUGGCGGCAUGGAGUAUACAGGAACUCCGCCACUGGGUAUACUUGUAGGCAUUGUCGUGUUAUCCAUCCCAUGGAUUCGCCAUCGGUUCUACAACUUUUUCUACCGACUGCACAUACCCAUGUACAUAGUGUAUCUCGGUCUGCUCUUCUGGCAUUCGAAGCAGGAGAAGGACUCGUGGGUGUAUUUGUACUCGACGCUUGCAAUCUGGCUCGCCUCAUGUUUAGUGCGCCUCUUCUACAAGUGGCAGACAUUCAGCAUCUUCCGAAACUGGUUCCAAGGGUUCCCGGCGAAGCUUGAAGAAUUACCGGGCGGUAUGACGAAGGUGACUGUCCUUGCGCCCCUAGACUUCCAAUGGAGACCUGGUCAGCACUGCUGGGUACGAGUGCCUCACCUAUCGUUGCUACAGAACCAUCCUUUCACGAUCGCAAACUUACCUAAAGUUCAUACUCCGGGAGUGAAAGUAGAUUCAGAAACCCAAAAUAUGAUCUUUUACGUCCGUGCGCAUCAUGGACUGACUCUUGAUUUACUUAAAUCCGUCACAAACCAUGAUGACGCAGAAAAUCGCAGUCGUUCUAUUUCUGUCCAUAUUGAUGGGCCGUAUGGUGGACUUAUUGAGGAUGUACCCGCGUUGUACGAAUCGUUAAUUUUCGUCGCUGGAGGCAGUGGGAUUUCCGCAUGUCUUCCGUGGAUUCAAUAUGCGGCUAGGCGCAUCACUGAAGGUACUUCAGUGACCAAGAGUAUCCGCCUUGUGUGGAUGGUUCGAUACGCCAACCAAAUACAGUGGAUAAUAGAGGAAUUAGAGCCCCUCAUCAGUGCUCAUCCGGAUCUAAUCCAAGUGGACUUUUUCGUGACAGACUCAAGCACAGCGGCGGUGUCAAGCAUAGAAUCCGAUAAAAACUCCGAUAAUGGAGUAAUCGGCAGCAAACCGAGCAAACCGAACGAGAAGAGUACAACGACGGUAAGCCCGAAGCUAGGACAAGUGCAUAACCAACGUCCCUACUUGCCUACUGUGCUUCCUACUCUGAUCACGGCGCAACAGUCGUUUAUUCUCGGUUGCGGACCAGAGAGUUUAAGGACGGAUUUAGCAAAUGCGGCGUCAGCUGCUCAAAAGAAGGUUCUUGCUGGAGAUGCCAAGAUUAUCACGUUGCACACAGAGUCUUUCGGCUGGUAAGUUGAGAGGUACAUAUUAAUCCUAAGCCACGGGUUAGAAAAGAAUGGGAAUAAAAAUGUAAAAAUGAAUGAACGACCUAAAGUACAAAUCCGUAUAGCUGUAAGUAGUACCUAGGUA